Molecule: messenger RNA, 2731 nt
Organism: Paramecium primaurelia
Lineage: Eukaryota; Ciliophora; Oligohymenophorea; Peniculida; Parameciidae
Source: the annotation of a GenBank genome assembly
AUGAUCAUCGACUAUUAAAAAAACAAAUAUAAUGUAGGAAAUCCUUCAACCUUGUUAGAUAUGAAAAAAUAUUUAUAAAAAUAAAUACCAAAUUUAUAAAAAAGAGAAUUAAUUAUUAUGGUUACUAUGGAGAACAAUUAAGUUUUGCUUGAGGAAAAAAAUUAUGAAAAAAUAGUUCAAUAAUUUAAAAGUAAUAAAGAUACUAAAUUGAAAUGUUUUAUUCUUUUAAAUUAUUUAGAGAAUUUGAAAUUUCAAAGUGAUCAAAAAUAGGCUCAGAUUGAAUCUUUUUUAAUAAAAUAGAAUGAAUACUUAAAAAAUAAAUAAGAUAGUUCUUAGACCAUCUAAAUUCAAGAAUAGAAAGAUUCUUAUCAAUAGACAAAUAAAUUAAGUCAUAUUGAAUAAUAAUAGUAAUUGAUAUAAUAAAUUAAGCUCUACUCUAGGAACAAAUAAAUUAUGUGAUGAAUCAAUUAAUUAAGAAACUAUUAAAUUAAAUAAUGAAUCAGCUAAUGAAACAAUAGUUAAAUCAGGAACAUUUAAAACAUUUGAUGAAUCAAUUAAUUAAGAAACUAUUAAAUUAAAUAAUGAAUCAGCUAAUGAAACAAUAGUUAAAUCAGGAAUAUUUAAAACAUUUGAUGAAUCAAUUAAUUAAGAAACUAUUAAAUUAAAUAAUGAAUCAGCUAAUGAAACAAUAGUUAAAUCAGGAACAUUUAAAACAUUUGAUGAAUCAAUUAAUUAAGAAACUAUUAAAUUAAAUAAUGAAUCAGCUAAUGAAACAAUAGUUAAAUCAGGAAUAUUUAAAACAUUUGAUGAAUCAAUUAAUUAAGAAACUAUUAAAUUAAAUAAUGAAUCAGCUAAUGAAACAAUAGUUAAAUCAGGAACAUUUAAAACAUUUGAUGAAUCAAUUAAUUAAGAAACUAUUAAAUUAAAUAAUGAAUCAGCUAAUGAAACAAUAGUUAAAUCAGGAAUAUUUAAAACAUUUGAUGAAUCAAUUAAUUAAGAAACUAUUAAAUUAAAUAAUGAAUCAGCUAAUGAAACAAUAGUUAAAUCAGGAACAUUUAAAACAUUUGAUGAAUCAAUUAAUUAAGAAACUAUUAAAUUAAAUAAUGAAUCAGCUAAUGAAACAAUAGUUAAAUCAGGAAUAUUUAAAACAUUUGAUGAAUCAAUUAAUUAAGAAACUAUUAAAUUAAAUAAUGAAUCAGCUAAUGAAACAAUAGUUAAAUCAGGAACAUUUAAAACAUUUGAUGAAUCAAUUAAUUAAGAAACUAUUAAAUUAAAUAAUGAAUCAGCUAAUGAAACAAUAGUUAAAUCAGGAAUAUUUAAAACAUUUGAUGAAUCAAUUAAUUAAGAAACUAUUAAAUUAAAUAAUGAAUCAGCUAAUGAAACAAUAGUUAAAUCAGGAACAUUUAAAACAUUUGAUGAAUCAAUUAAUUAAGAAACUAUUAAAUUAAAUAAUGAAUCAGCUAAUGAAACAAUAGUUAAAUCAGGAAUAUUUAAAACAUUUGAUGAAUCAAUUAAUUAAGAAACUAUUAAAUUAAAUAAUGAAUCAGCUAAUGAAACAAUAGUUAAAUCAGGAACAUUUAAAACAUUUGAUGAAUCAAUUAAUUAAGAAACUAUUAAAUUAAAUAAUGAAUCAGCUAAUGAAACAAUAGUUAAAUCAGGAAUAUUUAAAACAUUUGAUGAAUCAAUUAAUUAAGAAACUAUUAAAUUAAAUAAUGAAUCAGCUAAUGAAACAAUAGUUAAAUCAGGAACAUUUAAAACAUUUGAUGAAUCAAUUAAUUAAGAAACUAUUAAAUUAAAUAAUGAAUCAGCUAAUGAAACAAUAGUUAAAUCAGGAAUAUUUAAAACAUUUGAUGAAUCAAUUAAUUAAGAAACUAUUAAAUUAAAUAAUGAAUCAGCUAAUGAAACAAUAGUUAAAUCAGGAACAUUUAAAACAUUUGAUGAAUCAAUUAAUUAAGAAACUAUUAAAUUAAAUAAUGAAUCAGCUAAUGAAACAAUAGUUAAAUCAGGAAUAUUUAAAACAUUUGAUGAAUCAAUUAAUUAAGAAACUAUUAAAUUAAAUAAUGAAUCAGCUAAUGAAACAAUAGUUAAAUCAGGAACAUUUAAAACAUUUGAUGAAUCAUUUAAUCAAUAAUCUAUUACAUUAAAUAAUGAAUCAACUAAUCAAACAAUAUUUCAACCAUAAGAUGUAUAAGUUAAUUUAGAAUAAAAUGAAAAAUAAAAGAAUUAGAGAUUCAAACCUUCAAUAGAUGAUAAUGAAAAUUAACAUAAUAAUAAUUAGAGAUCUCAAAUGGAAAUAUAAUCUUAUAUUGAUGAUAAUGAAAAUUAAAGAAAUGAGAAUUAAUAUAAAGAAUCAUUAAUGUAGACAUUUUUACGAAAUUGCAUUAAUUGUAAUAAAGGAAUUUAAGAAAAGUAAUUCAUUUUGAGUUGUGAUCAUGUAUAUCAUGAAAAUUGUUUAAAAGAAUUAUUAAAAAAUUAGAUCCAAUAAUUAAAUUCAAUAUUGUAUUGUUAAAAUAAUUGUUUAAUAAGACAUCCUUAAACAAUUCUAAAUAGUUUAGAUUUAAAAAUCUACUUUUUCUAAUUUUUAAAUAACUAACUUAAUUAAAUAAAAAAGAUAAAUAAGGAUAUUAGAAAUUGUCCAAAUAAAGGUUGCUCUUUUUUUGUGAUAAUUAAACAUAAUUAAAUUUGUGAAUCAUUUUGCCCUUUAUGUAUAAUGCAUGUAAAACUAGUAUGA